Messenger RNA from Xyrauchen texanus (razorback sucker), 5420 nucleotides. RefSeq names its product rab effector MyRIP-like. Lineage: Eukaryota; Metazoa; Chordata; Actinopteri; Cypriniformes; Catostomidae. Gene Ontology annotation, molecular function: small GTPase binding; myosin binding; actin binding. Bases 1 to 3360 code for a protein of 1119 amino acids. The record is from RefSeq and is a predicted model, not a curated record. Gene Ontology annotation, biological process: intracellular protein transport. The transcript has 15 exons. Gene Ontology annotation, cellular component: cortical actin cytoskeleton.
AUGGGGCGUAAGAUAGACCUGUCUGGUCUGACCAAUGGUGAAGCGGAACACGUACUCCGAGUUGUACAGAGAGACAUGAAACUGCGGAAGAAGGAAGAAGAGAGACUCAGUGAAAUGAAGCAGGAAUUGGAAGAGGAGGGCAGUCGCUGUUUGCUUCUGUCUAAGCAGCACAAGUUCAACGAGCACUGCUGCAUCCGCUGCUGUUCUCCGUUCACCUUCCUCCUGAACCCCAGACGCCCAUGUCUGGACUGCCACUACAACGUCUGCAAAUCCUGCCGGACAUACAGCCAGAGCGAGAGAGGCUACAUCUGCGCCGCCUGCCAAAAGAGCAGGCUCUUGAGAACCCAGUCUGUGGAAUGGUACUACAAUAAUGUAAAGAGUCGCUUUAAGAGAUUCGGCAGUGCCAAAGUGCUGAAGACACUCUACAGGAAACACAUCAUAGAAAGAGGUGCAUUAUCAGAGUUACCAGAGGUCAGUGCUCAUGAAGGCAGUGUUGAUAAUGGCAGUGUUUGUGACUGCAGUGACUCCACGCUCUACAGGCAGAGUGAAGGUCACAGCAUGGCAGAGACGCUCACCGUCGCUCUACGUGUUGCAGAGGAGGCGAUAGAGGAAGCCAUCACUAAAGCAGAGAGCUACAGAGACAGCCUGGAGAAACAGAAUGAGGCUCGUUAUUUGCGGGACCAUAAAGAAGAGCUCAUAGACGAACUCGCCACUACCAUUGUUCAAAAAAUCAUUAAACGGGGGAAGCGGUCUGAGAUUCAGGCUGAGUAUGAGUUUGUAUGGCCUCAGAUUCAGAGUAGUGAUCUUCCGUCCCCUACCUCAACGCAAAACUCACAAGCAACACAACAUUCACACACCUCUCAGCACGGAGCAGUAGCCCAGCCCAACAUCACCAGCUCUUAUUCGCUGUGGAGGUCAAGAUCAGCACUCUCUUUGACGAGUGACGAUUCUCCAGAGAAGGGCCCUGAGAUAGAAACAGACAUCCAAAACAACUCUUCACUUAGGAGAGAGUCCAGAGCGUCAUCACUUCCGGGCUGGAAGAGUGUUGACCGCCUGGAAAACUCUAGUGCGUCCUCAGUGCUGCAGUCCCCGGAUGGUAACUGGAUCGCCCUGCAGAGCUCCCAGCAUUCCCGGCCCAGUCUACUAACCAAGCGCAAGAGCCUCGUCUUCAGUGUGCUUGAGAAGGAAUCAGGCGUUGUUUCUGCAUAUAAUGAGAUGGGCUCCAACUCAGACCCCGAAGACCAGGGAGGUUGGGGAGCUGCCCUGUUACAAUUUCGCAGGCGUCUUUCUGAUGAAACAUACUAUACUGACUCUCAACACGACCCUGAAUGGACUUACACCCAACACCCGCCUUUGACCCUGUCACCCUCCUCGGGUCAGUACACCAACACUGAGACCCUCAACUCAGAUUCGGAGAUGUCUACUGCUCUGUCAACCCGAGCACGCAGGCCUGCCCAUGUUACGCCCCUGAGGAAAAAAGGGCCACCAGGACCACACCUGUAUCCACCCUACAGAAACCCACCAAGCAGUGCUGCUUCACCUCUGCUGAGACAAGAGGUGCUGGAUGUGAACUUUAACCCCCGUUUGGCAGGGGACAGUAGUGAUGGGGAGGAGCGGAGCAAGCAGGUGAAAAGGUCAAGGAGGCGCCGAAAGAGCAAGCGCGAGACAACGGAGCAUAGCCGAUCACAGAAUGCACUGUACAGCGCUGCAACAGCAGAGAACAGUGCUCUCCUCCUCAACGCCAUGAUGGUGCGCCGACAGCAGAGCCAGGAGACUCCAGUCCCCCUCAGUUACCAGACUCCAGAGUCUGUGACCCCUCCUGAGCUUCUGACCUCUGAAGCCAUGACCCCUGAACCUGACUAUCAAAACACAGUGGCUCACAACUCUAGUGCCAUUCCCCUAAUACUGAGCCAACCAGGGGCCAGUAAACAAGGGUUCAACAUCCAGGGCCCAUUGCUGAGAAGCCCUUCUGUAAAUGAAACCCUGGAACAGGAACUGAGAUACAAACUCUGUGAGCUGGUUGGCCAAGUCAACGAGAGGGAUGUGACGACAUCAGAUUUUGAGGCAAUCAGUGAAGCUGGCGACGAAAGUGAGAAAUUGAGACCAAAGGAGAGGCUCGAACGUAAACGAGACAAGCAGACCGAUAGAGAGAUCGAGAAGCAGAGUGAACAGUGGCUGGAAAGACAAGCAGUUGAAGAGAUGGAUACAAGUGAUGCUAUAAGACAGAUAAAUAUCGACAGAGAGAUGAAGAGGGAAAGGGAACGAAAGAAAGAAAUAGAGAGGCAAGUUGAGAGAGAGCGAGAGAGGCAAAGAGAACUGGAGAAGCAAAUCAAGAGAGACCGAGAAAGGCUACGAGAAAUCGAGACACAAGUUGAGAGGAAACAGGAAAGACAUAGAGAAAUGGAGAAACAACUGGAAAAAGAGCAAGAGAGACAAUCAGGGAUCGAGAGAGAAAUUGAGAAGCAAAGGAAAAGCAUACGCAUGGGAAGACAGGUGCAAAAAGAACCUGAAGUGAGAGCAAAAUCCAAAGAAGGAGAGAAACAGGAAGUUGUCAGUGGAACAGAGGAAAUAUCAGGUGAAAUAAUAGAGCGAAACAAGAAUUUACAGGAGGACAACCAUGAAACAGACAAGUCCAUUGAUGAAAAAGUGAGGAGGAUAUCACCACUGAGAAGCAAAUCAGAAACAGUAUUCGAAGAAAACAGAAAACUUGAGGUGAAGAGAAUGGGAUCUAUGAGCACAUGUUCAGACAGCACCCCCUGUAGUCUGGAGGAGCCAGCAUCUCCAUCUGAGAAAUACUCCGCUGCAUCUUUAUGCUGCAUUACCACAGAGGUUCUGAAGGUUUUAAAUGCCACUGAGGAAUUACUUGGAGAGGCUGAAGUUCAUGACUCUUCUCCAGCUAGCACGCCACUGUCAUCCGGACCAGAAAACAGGAAGCUGGACCAGCACCUCACCAAGAUGGAGGAAAAUGUGUAUUUAGCUGCUGGUGCUGUGUACAGCCUUGAGGGGGCACUGAGUGACUUAGAAGAAUGUGCUCGCAGCAUCAGCAGCUCCACCACAGAAACUGAACUGGCCUUCUUGGAAGACCAGGUGGCCACUGCUGCUGCUCAGGUGCAGCAGUCUGAGCUCCAGAUCUCAGAUAUUGAGGCAAGAAUAUCAGCUCUCAAGUCAGCUGGUCUGAAUGUAUCUACAUGCACACGGUUUUCCAAAUGCAAGUCUAAAUCUAUGCCCCAGACGCUGGACUCUUCACGCCAUCAGAGGAGAAAGUUACCUGCUCCUCCUCUCAGAAGUCUAUCAUCAGAAAAGGAAGUCAAACCCGAGCCACAGGUGAGAUCUAUGAAGCCAUUACAACCGGAAAUGUGACCCCCCCCCAAUGUUUCUCAAAUAUGGCUCCGUAUCACUUCAGUAUUUGACUGCUAGGACCAUCAGGCUGUUCCACACUAGUGCCUUGAUCCAACUUCUGGUCCUCCAAUGUGAUAAGCAUUAACUCUACUUGUCAACCCCAAGCCUGAUCACAACCCAUGUAGGUUUGGCCUCAUAUCUGACCCUUUGAACUCUAUCAAAACCAGGAGCUCUACACCUCUGUGCUCCAGAAACUGGGGGACUUCCCUCUCUGCCUUAAUGGAGACCACACUCCUCAUGAACCACCACAGAGGGUUGUAAUUAUAGUGUUAUACACAUGUAAUUACUGUAUGUAUAACAGAGAUGGACAAUGGUAAAUGUUAACAAGCUGGGACUUCACCUCUUAAUCUUUUUCUAACUGUUUGCUGAGUGUUGUACAUGUUUGAAUUCUGUAUGUUGGCAAUGUGACUGGAAAAAAAAACAUAUAGGAUGACUAUGUGACCUGCAAAAGCGGCUGGAUCACAUUUGGUAAAUGUUUAAAAUGUCUAUGUGAAAGUAAACAAAAUACCUGCAGGACCUGUUUGAUGUAAAUUCGUCAGUUUUGUCUCAUAUCUGGUGCAAAUAACUCCAAAUAACUCCGAUUAAUUGGCAGGAAAAAAAAUUUUUUUUCCGAUCAUAAUUUUUUUAUUUGUUCCUUAAAGGCACUGUUGUCGAUGAAACUAUUCAAAACAACAGUGAAAAUUAAUUAUUGUAAAAUAAUUUUUGGAGGAAAAAGUGUCUACUACUAUUUAUUACUACUUGACCAUCUUGCCAUAUAAUGAGUAUAAUGUGUACACACAUAAGUGUGUGCACACAUGUAAACAUGUGUGCUGAAUAAUAAACCCUCUCUGUAGUCACAUUUGUGUACAAAUCAACCCAGGCUAGCCGGUGACCUCUUGAGUAUGAAUAUCAAAUCAAUUCCAACUCAAUAAGAAGCACUUUUGUAAUUUCUCCUAAAGCGUUGUGGACUUUGUCGACUCCUGAUAUUCUUUUUUUAAUCUGAAAUGCCCAGAAGUUACAUGGUGUUCUCAGAGUUUUGCAUUUCUGUUCAAAUUCAGCUAUAAACAAAGAUAUGCAUACAUUUUAGGACAAGCCAAAAUAGUAAUAUUUCAGCAGUGCUAAUUGCUCUGCAACUGAUACAAAUCUAUAGGAAUAGUAACGAUAACCAUUAGCAAAAUACUAAAAUAGCAUGUGUUACACUUUUUCCCAUUUGAGGAAAAAUAAACCUGAUAUUAUACCUCAGUGUGCUGAAAUUGUAAAGCUAAAGUAAGUCAUAUUGUCUUACAAAGUGACUAAGAUGACUCUAGGCUACUUGUAUAUCCAAGCACAUUAUGCAGACUAUAAGGCCUUCUAGAUAACGGAAAUCACAAAAAGAAAGAUUGAUUGAAAGUUGAUUUUCUGUUGUUAUUUGAUCUUCAGAUUGUAAUCUAAAUACAAGUAUUGUGUUCCGUAACAGAGCAAGAGUUACCUUAUUGAGGUUUCCACAGAAGCAUUUACUUUUUUCCCAUUGGAAACCCCUUGUUUGUUUUGUGUUGUUGAGGCAAUUGAGAAUAACCAUAAUAAUCAUAUUUAAAAUAAUAUUUGCACCAUCCUCCUACUUUGCCUUCACCAUUCGACUCCCCACAGAGGAGCUGUUAUUUCCUCUGUGUCUCAAACGGAUCCUGUUCCUUGUUGUUGUCUAUGCCAAUGUUGGUGUAUAAUAGCAUGUAUCGCAUUUAUAAUAGAUGUAAAAAGUCCCAUGAAAAGCACAGUCAAGAAAUUGAAUAUGUCCUACAGUGUCAUGUAUUUUUCUAUUUUAAAAUGUAUGAAAUUAAAAUACAAAAAGAGAAGAGGCGGUUAUGAAAUAUCGUAGGCUCUAUUGUGUUUUGGGUUUGUUUGUUUAUUGACUGCAAGGACAUGAGUCUUGUGGAUUUUAACUAUAAAGUGUUAACUGGAUGAAAAAGAAACUAUACUGAUAUGAAAAGAAAAAGCCACUGAAUUCUCAUGUGCCAAAAUUGUUCUUUCAGAAACAGUGUUCAACUAUACAUGAAUAAAUCUGCAUU